Messenger RNA from Pyricularia grisea, 1812 nucleotides. RefSeq lists its product as uncharacterized. NCBI's taxonomy places the organism in Eukaryota, Fungi, Ascomycota, Sordariomycetes, Magnaporthales, Pyriculariaceae. The record is from RefSeq and is a predicted model, not a curated record. Gene Ontology annotation, molecular function: NAD+ kinase activity. The transcript has a single exon. The coding region runs from base 1 to 1812 and encodes 603 amino acids. Gene Ontology annotation, biological process: NADP+ biosynthetic process; NAD+ metabolic process.
AUGGCCGCCGACUCCGCAAUCUGCUCGCCCACUUCGCUGCUGCAUCCCACUCUCUCGCGCCCCGAGGGUCUUAAAGCCGCCGAACGUCCCAAGACGUCCUCGGUUGCAUUUAACGAUCCUGUAUCUCUCAACUCUGUUCUCAGCCUGGACGAAGCAAAAUCUAAGAUUCGUAAGAAUGCUGCCGAUCUGACCACAGUAGCGCCUGCACUCGCUGCCGCCUCCGCAUCCGCAUCUGCAGCAGUCGCCGCUGAUCCUGUUACCUCUAAGUUCUUGGGCCACCACCGGAGUACGCCUUCGGUUGACGGAAUCCCCCGUCAGACUUUGAUGAAGGCUCUGGCCUCAGUUGCCCGCAACAACAAGCCUGAUCCUCUGGCCUUGAACAACAUGCUCUCCAAACAGACGGGGGCUGAUCCCCGCCCCGAAACAGCCACGUCGUCGCAGAAGCUCUGCGAUGCCCUCAACGACUUGGCCGCACGCACAUCAACACCCACCACAGCCUAUCCCAGCCUCCAGUCACCUUGCUUUUACCACUCACGGUUUGAGGAGAAUGUCAACAUCGACAAGGUCCUCGAGGAGAUCAAGAGCGAUGAGUACAUGUCACAUUCCCGUCUUGUGCAGACUGCCACCGGCGUCCGAGAGGUCGCCAAGCAGUUGCAGAGGAGACCUAUCAAGCGCGCAGUGCGCAACAUCAUGAUCGUCACCAAGGCUCGCGACAACGAGCUCGUCCUCCUCACUAGGGAACUCACUCAGUGGCUUCUCAAGACUCCGCGUUACGGCUCGAGCCUGGGCGUCAACGUCUACGUCGACGCAAAGCUGCGCAACUCGAAGCGCUUUGGUGCGGCCAGCAUUUUGGCGGAAAACCCCCGCUUUGAGACGAUGCUGCGCUACUGGUCUCCUGACCUUUGUUGGAGCCAUCCUGAGAAAUUUGAUCUGGUCCUAACUCUGGGUGGCGACGGCACUGUGCUCUUCACCUCUUGGCUGUUUCAGCGAGUCGUACCCCCGGUCCUCUCCUUUAGCCUUGGCAGCCUGGGUUUCUUGACCACUUUCGAAUUCGAAAAGUACAAGGCUCACCUGGACCGUAUCCUCGGCAGUGAGGGUAUGCGCGUCAACCUCCGCAUGCGCUUCACCUGCACCGUCUACCGCGAUGGCUCUUCCAUGGGCCAAGAGCAGAUCAUGGAGGAAGGUGAGCAGUUCGAGGUGCUCAACGAGCUCGUCAUCGACCGCGGCCCAUCGCCGUAUGUGUCGAGCCUCGAGCUGUACGGUGACGAUGACCUCCUCACCGUCAUCCAGGCCGACGGCUGCAUCUUCUCAACCCCGACCGGCUCGACCGCCUACUCACUGUCGGCAGGUGGCUCGCUUGUGCAUCCAGACAUCCCCGCAAUCCUGCUCACCCCUAUCUGCCCGCACACUUUGUCCUUCCGGCCUAUGGUGUUGUCGGACACAAUGUUGCUCAAGGUGACUGUGCCGCGCAACAGCCGCGCGACGGCCUACUGCGCCUUUGACGGCAAGGGCCGCGUUGAGCUCAAGCAGGGUGACUGUGUCACAAUCACGGCAUCUCAGUAUCCCUUCCCAACCGUUGUCCGAACCGACACUGAGUGGUUCGACUCGGUUUCGCGCACCCUGCGCUGGAACACGCGUGCCGCCACCCAGAAGGCUUUUGAGCCCGGCACCAAGGAGGGUGGUGCCUCUGGCAGCGACGACUGCGAGGAACCGGAUUGGGACAUUGAUACCGACUCGGCCUGCUACGUCAGCGAGGAGGGUAGUAUGGCGGCAAGUCCGCUACGGAGACAGAUGAGCCUUCUUGGGAUGUGA